AUGACCGAGGAAAGCUCCAUCGAUGAUGAUCUAUGGACUACCAGUCUCAUCAACUCCACGACCCUAUUAACUUCUCCUUAUGAAAUACCAACUUCCGAAUUGUUUCAUCAAGAUUCCUCCUCGGCAGAGAUUUUACGUUAUGUUCAACUCGCGUCUAUUAUCCUAGUCAUCGUAUUUGGCUUCAUCAGCAACACUCUAGUGGUUCUCUUGUUCUAUAAACGACCAAUGUUAAGGAGCUUCUCUAACCGAUUUGUGUUAAAUCUCUCAUUAUCUCACCUGUUCCAAUGCAUUCUGGUGCUUCCCACUACUGCUGUGUCCAUAGUAACAGAAAAAUGGCUCCUGGGUGAGAUCGUCUGCAUCGGCAGCGGUUUCAUCUUCACUAGCUUGAACAUAACGUCUGUGCUCUCCCUCCUCCUGAUUGCGCUGGAUCGCAACUGUGCAGUUAACAGUCCACUCCAUUAUUCGAUGACCAUCACCAAGAAACGCACAGGAAUUUUGAUUUUUGGAACGUGGCUUUUAGGUGUGUUGAUCGCUUUACCUUCGCUUUUCACCACCACGAAGAUUCUCUACAGGGACACCUGGCACAUGUGUACCCUCAAGUGGAACAGUAACGACAUCGAUAGUAUAAUCUAUGGAAGUGUACUCAUCGUGGUAGGAUUCAUGCUACCUUUCCUCACCACGAUUUGCGUCUACUCCUCCAUGUUCCAAGCGGCAAGAGAUAAUUCCGAAAGAGCUCGAAAGCAUAGCGUCGAGUCGGCCAUACCGGAAGUAAGGAGUGGAACUAGUGCACCAAAAAAGAAGUUCAGGCGAACAAGUUCUAGUUCAAACCAGUUGUUCGGAGAGGAGUGGAAAGCAGUGAGGACUGGAGUUUUGGUCGUGAUGACAUUUACUCUGUGCUGGCUGCCAUAUUUUUCUGUUGUGAGCAUAGAAGCUUAUUUCGACGCAGAUAACAAUUUGCCUGAUGUUGUUAUGUUUUUCGUCGUUCUAUGUGCUUCGAUAGCUUGUGUGAUAAAUCCUUAUUUGUACGUAUUCCGGAAUAAGACAUCAAGGAAGAAUGUCAAGCAAUUGAUCUGCCCUUCUAAUUUAAUGCAGAACAAAAAAUGGAUGUUUCAUAGAGAGAAUAAAGACAAAACUGGAACAAACACUGUCAUGCCUUGUGCGCUUGCGGCUAGUCUUGUAAACGAGAGUUCUGAGAAGGUGAAGGCAUUGCCGGCUGCAUACCAGGACGUGGGCAGUCAAUGGCAGAGUAGGGAAGAAAUAGAGGAAACAGUAUCCAAUACAUCAGACGACGACUUCUUUAAUUGCGAUGUAUCUGUCCCUACCGGAAAGCGGAAACCGAACCAAAGCAUCAACGUACAAGCCAUUUACAAUAAUUCCUAUUCUCGUAACAUGAGAACCCUUCCGAGUUCCAGCGGGACUAAUAAAUUGCUGUUGUAUAGAUUGAAAUCUAGUCUUACUAGAGAUUCAACGAGCAGUGACACGACCGAAAACUACAGUAUUUCUCUGGAAAGUAACAACAGCACCAACAGCAACGAGCAUUCCACUGAGGCUGACGCUUCCUUGCCUUCCAGGCGGGGUAUCGGAAAGUAUCUUUUUAACACUUCCGAAGAACUCUGGGAGUCCAGGCCAUCCCACCACAAAAGAUCUAGUUCAGUGACUGGGGAGUCUACGACGGAACCUCGUAAACACCUUUCGUCACUAGGUAGUGCUAGGAGGAAAUCUUUCAUUUACAGCCACAUGAGGAACAAGAAGUCCAGCGAGACGACGUUGACAUCCUCGACACCGUCGUCAGACGCCUCUUCAAGCUCUAAAUCAUCAAAGAGCAACAGACCUAAGUUAGUCCGACAGUUGGACACGACAGUUCCACCAGAGGAUGACGAACAUUUGUGAUGUUCGUGGCUAAGUAGACACAAGCAAUAUUGAAUAAGUUCCAGCGCACCCUUUCAGUGUGUGUUUAAUUGUCCCGUCAAAAGUGUAAUUGUUGAACAGAUUACUGAAAAAGUCAAAAGCAAUGAAAGUACAGUCCAAACUCCGUAAAUUUUAUUCGCUUCAUCUGCUACUACAUUGUAAACAUAAUGGCGUGAAAAAUCAUUUAUACUAUUAGCAGCAAAGUUGCCGCUGAUUUUAUGUUUUUUGACGGAAAGUCGGACGCUGCUGUGCUAAACACAAAAGUUGUAUCUGCACUUUUUACCAAAAUUAAGUUAGUGUCACCGGGGGUUUUUUACAACAUAUUUUACCUACUUAAACCGCUUGAUGGUCAAUUGUAGAUGGAAAAUAUUCCAAAAAGAAAAAAUGAAAAAAGUGGUAUCUGAAUCAAGUAUAUGGAUGCGAAUAACUUUGAAAAGCGAUUUCUCAUUUUGAACUCAGCUGCAGAUCCGAAUUUAGUGCGUUUAGCACGACAGCACGGUUAAUACAGUUUCAUUCUCAUCGUAUGAGAUAUUUUUUUUUUAGCUAAAGAAAAAUUUUAAAACAAAAAAGAUAUUAUUUCAGAAGAUGUACAUUUUUUUACAUUAAGAAAGAGAAGGUUUUCUUUAAAAUGUGUAAACUGUCCAAAAUCUUUGCUGAAAGUAGUGUUUUGGUUGUUUCACGCAAUUGUAAGUGUAUCGUUGAGUUUCAAAUGAUCUAUUACUUUUUUGUUGCAAAAAUAAAAAGA
Uloborus diversus is the source of this 2653-nucleotide messenger RNA. RefSeq names its product 5-hydroxytryptamine receptor 1A-like. Gene Ontology annotation, molecular function: G protein-coupled receptor activity. The coding region runs from base 1 to 1890 and encodes 629 amino acids. The transcript has a single exon. Lineage: Eukaryota; Metazoa; Arthropoda; Arachnida; Araneae; Uloboridae. Gene Ontology annotation, biological process: G protein-coupled receptor signaling pathway. Gene Ontology annotation, cellular component: membrane. The record is from RefSeq and is a predicted model, not a curated record.